GUUCUUCUUGUACUGGUUAUAAUCGUUCCAGUGGUCUGAGCCACUGCUAGAAGAAGCCCCGAAUUUCUAGUAGAAACAGAUAGAAUUUACUGUAAAAUGGUAUCAUUUGUGAUGUUCAUAUUUAUACUAAAAGGGGCUUCUGCCUUAUCGAAUCUUGUAUGGAUUUCCUCACUGGACGGAAAAUACCGGAAUCAUAGCUACUGGUUCGACAGCGAUUCCUCCAUGACGGCAUUCGAAGCAGACGACCACUGUGCAUUGAAUAAUGGUCGCCUAGCGCCUUUCAUCGACAGCUACCAGUAUAAUUUUCUCCUUGGUCUUCGUCCAGAAACAUCAGUGGAUACGUUUAUCGGCACAAUGGAUUUAGCAGAGGAAAACACCUGGGUCAACUUUGAUGGAAGUAGUAUCCCCGGAAAUGAAUUUUUAUACACCAUGACGGAUUAUCCUAAUCAUCAACCUAAUGGCGGCACCACUCAAAAUUGUGCUGUAAUCAAUUCGAGGGUGUGGGUCAGCACAGUGUACGUUGAUAGCCAAACACAAGACAAGGCGUGCACCCACACGACGACAGAUAUGCUGUGUUACAGAGAAGCUGUUAAUAUUUUCGUGAGGAGUAAAGAUAGGUGCUUGGUAGAACAUCUACUGGAUAGUACAAUGUAUCUAGAUUGGAGCGGCCUCUGUUUAUCCUGGAAUUCCACUGCGGAUUUUGAGUACAGACAACAUUGCUACUGGUUGACGUCAAAGACUCCUAUUGGAACAUCGUGGUCAGUAGUGGACUCCAUGAAUAAGUGCCAGUGUGAGGGUGGACAGCUAGCCCCGGUUAUAGAUGACUUCCAGUACGCCUUUAUCCAUAAUCUUCUCACAUCUAUUGCUGGUGCAACUGGUACAACCCUGGGGGUGUGGCUUGGUCCCCAUAACAUCAAAGGUUCACCAAUGAACUGGAACGGCGACCCCGUGAAGGCCAGCAAUCUCACGUCCGCUCCGGAAGGGGAAUAUUGUCUCCUGAUUUCUGCGGCAGGGGUUCAAACUUGGAGACUGUGUAGUUACUCUGAUACAAGUAUUGUGAUUGGUGCUCUCUGCUACAAAGAAGGAGGAUCUUCCCAUGGUACUGACACAACAGCCAGCUCUACGACAACGUCCAUUGAAGAAAUCAAAAACGAGCUCUAUGUGAAUCCACGGGAAACCACUGCAUUUAAGAUGACGAAGAUCAGUGUUUAUGAGGAUCGGCCCGUCGCCAAAGGUAUUGGAAUGGUGGGCGUGGCUGUACUAGCAUCUGUGUUUGUCUUUAUCAUCAUCCUAGACUGUCAAAGGAUAGAACAGUACUGUUCCAAGAGAAAACCCUAAUUUAAUGCCGGGAAUGAUCGCUCCGCUUUCAAUGUAACUUACACCUGGAAAAAACGAGACGGCGUGUCAGAAAUGUCAAAACUUUAUUUAUUCUUCUGGGCGCAUGUGGAUUUCCUCAAACAUUCGUAAGGAAUGGAAGUUAAUUAGUGAAGACAGAAAUUUGUGAACAUGCGGUGGGUUACCAGCGGUAUACACUCGACUUAUAAAAGACUAAUAUCAAAUAUUGACAUUCGUAUGAAAAGUCUGUUGUUUCUUAUUGUUCAGCUGUAUUUUAUCAUUGAAUUCCAUUAUUUGUCAAUGAACAGUGCAUUAUAUCAACUUAGAGAAUUAACCAAUUAGCUUGACCAAAGUUCCGAUAAAAGACAGACAUAUUAAUAAAAUGAUUCAAGCAUUC
Messenger RNA from Ostrea edulis (European flat oyster), 1732 nucleotides. RefSeq lists its product as uncharacterized. NCBI's taxonomy places the organism in Eukaryota, Metazoa, Mollusca, Bivalvia, Ostreida, Ostreidae. The transcript has 8 exons. The record is from RefSeq and is a predicted model, not a curated record. Bases 97 to 1338 code for a protein of 413 amino acids.